This is a messenger RNA of Protobothrops mucrosquamatus (brown spotted pit viper), 5213 nucleotides long. It is a transcript of the gene PIK3C2B, whose product is annotated as phosphatidylinositol-4-phosphate 3-kinase catalytic subunit type 2 beta. Gene Ontology annotation, molecular function: 1-phosphatidylinositol-3-kinase activity; 1-phosphatidylinositol-4-phosphate 3-kinase activity; phosphatidylinositol binding. Bases 1 to 4896 code for a protein of 1631 amino acids. Gene Ontology annotation, biological process: phosphatidylinositol-3-phosphate biosynthetic process; phosphatidylinositol-mediated signaling; phosphatidylinositol 3-kinase/protein kinase B signal transduction. The record is from RefSeq and is a predicted model, not a curated record. Lineage: Eukaryota; Metazoa; Chordata; Lepidosauria; Squamata; Viperidae. Gene Ontology annotation, cellular component: plasma membrane; phosphatidylinositol 3-kinase complex; cytoplasm. The transcript is spliced from 32 exons.
AUGUCUGCAACCAGAGGAAAUGGAGAGCACUGGCAAUCUUUGGAGUCUGUGGGGAUUAGCCGUAAGGAGCUGGCUCUUGCAGAAGCCCUGCAGAUGGAGUAUGAUGCCCUGUCUCGCCUGAGACAAGACAAGGAGGAGAACCAGGCAAAGCAAAACACUGAUCAACCUCUAAUUUCUUGGGAUGAUCCCAUUCUGGAUUACAACAUACCUGCUGUAAGGAAUGACUGCCGUAAUAUUAAGGUCAUGCGAGGCCUCUCUGGCUCAGACUCAACUCUCAACUAUAAUGCGCUCUCUGACCAAGACGUUUCAAGAGCUUUGGGGACCAACAACACUACCUCAUCCAGAUUGAUGCCUGAAGCAGAAAGUCAACCUUGGUUGAAAAAUCCUCUGUCUAGUGACUAUUUGUACAUCUUUGAAAGCACAGGGAGAGACUUCCUCAAUGAUCCCCUCAAUAGUACACCCUGCCAGCACAGCAAUGGUGGUAGGUCACCCAAGAAGCUUUCUCCUCCCCCACUGCCACCUCGCAUUACCAUCUGGAACACCUCUGAAGCAAAUCAAGAUUCCCUCAAAGGACCCCAAGCCAAUAAUAUCAACAUGUUUUCCUCAUCUCAUGAGAGAGCUGAUGGAAAAUUGUUAGGUCGUAGAAUCUCGGAGGAAGACCAGUAUAGCACAGUAGAUUAUGAUGGCAUCAAUGAUGCUAUCACCCGACUCAACCUCAAGUCCACUUAUGAUACUGAUCUUCUGAGAGAAGCCACUUGGAGUUGGAAGGAAGGUAGAAGCAUUUUUGAGAAAGAAAGUAGUGGGAAGCCAGUUGCUCGUAGCAAGACCAUGCCUCCUCAAGUCCCUCCCAGGACUUACAUCUCCAGAUCUGGUGGGUGGAAGAAUGCUGCUCUCAACAAGAACCGGAGGAUAUCAGCAGAUCCAGGCACUUCUCGGCAUUAUCCUGUGUCCAAUGGUUAUGAACUAUUUGAGGUGUCUGAGGAGAAAGAUGAAGAGGUUGCUGCAUUCUGCCAUAUGCUUGAUGUAUUGAGAUCUGGCUUUGGUACCAAGGAUUACUCCCUCACAGGUUAUGUCUGGAGCACUGUCAAUCUAAGCCCUGAACAUCUUGGCCAUGGGGUUAGCUUGAAGGUGACCGUAGUUUAUGAUAGCCUACAAGAACCUCUCACAUUCACUUGUGAUUGUUCCUCCACAGUGGACUUACUCAUAUACCAGACCUUGUGUUACACUCACGAUGAAUUAUGUGACAUUGAUGUGGAUGAUUUUGUUCUCAAAAUAUGUGGUGUAGAGGAAUUCCUCCAAAACAAACAGCCACUAGGAAAUCAUGAAUAUAUUCAACACUGCAGAAAGUUUGACAUAGAUAUCCGGUUGCAACUGAUGAAGAGGAAGGCUGUUCGCACUGACCUGGCUAGGACGGUGAAUGAUGACCAAAGCCCUUCUACACUCAACCACUAUGUUCAUCUCCAGGAGAGGCCAAUCAAGCAGACCAUCACCAGGCAGGCCCUGACCCUUCUUUUUGAUACCUUCCACAAUGAGGUGGAUGCAUUCUUAGCAACUGAGGGAGAUUUCCAACUGAAAGCAGGGCGGGUAGUCCAGUCCGUCAUGGCCAUUUGCAAUGCUUUGGCUGCUGUAGAGUCCCAAGAAAUCACUGCAGCCCUGAAUCAGCUACCACCUUGUCCACCUCGCAUGCAGCCCAAAAUCCAGAAGGAUCCAAAUGUUUUGGCCAUGAGGGAGAACAGAGAGAAAAUUGUAGAAGCUUUGACAGCCUCUAUCUUGGAUCUGGUGGAGCUCUAUUGCAAUACCUUUAAUGCAGACUUCCAGACAGUGGUACAUGGGAACAGAAAGCAUUCAUUCUCCCAAGAGGCCCGACUGCUUUCCUGUUCACUGUCCUUCACAAUCUAUGCUACGCAUCGUAUACCCAUCACCUGGGUUACAAGCUAUGAAGAUUUCUACCUCUCCUGCUCACUCAUCCAUGGGGGAAAGGAGCUUUGCACCCCUCUGCAAACCCGAAAAGCUCAUGUAUGCAAGUACUUCUUUCAUCUAAUCAUCUGGGACCAACAGAUAUGUUUUCCAGUUCAGAUGAACCGUCUGCCACGAGAGACUCUUCUGACAGCCACACUCUUCGCUAUUCCACUCCCACCUCCUGGGAGCUCUUCAGAGACAAACAAGCAGCGCCGCAUCCCAGAAGCAUUGGGCUGGGUCACUACCCCUCUCUUCAACUUUCGGCAAGUCCUGACUUGUGGAAGGAAACUCCUAGGUUUGUGGCCUGCAACCCAAGGUCCUUCUAGUGCCAGAUCAAGUGCUCCCAACUUUAACCAGCCAGAUAGUGUUAUUCUACAAAUUGACUUUCCCAGCUCAUCGUUUGAAAUUAAGUUUACCAGCCCACCAGCAGCAGAAUUCAGUCCUAAGUACAACUUCAACAGUCUCUUUGAGGGAGACCAGCGGAAACUAAAGGAGGUUAUGCAGAAGGAAUCACUUUAUUGGCUAACUGAUGCAGACAAAAAGAGAUUAUGGGAGAAGCGUUAUUACUGCCAUUCUGAGCCGGGUUCGCUGCCUCUGCUGCUUGCUAGUGCCCCAAGCUGGGAGUGGGCUUGCUUGCCUGACAUCUAUGCCCUGUUGAAACAAUGGACAUACAUGAAUCAUCAAGAUGCCCUUGGACUCUUACAUGCAGCGUUCCCAGAUCAGGAAGUGAGAAGGACGGCUGUACAGUGGAUUGAUUCCAUAACUGAUGCUGAGCUAUUAGAUUAUCUGCCCCAGUUGGUACAGGCUCUCAAGUAUGAAUGCUACUUGGACAGUCCCUUGGUGCGGUUUCUUAUGAAACGAGCCAUCUGUGAUCUAAGGAUCACCCACUAUUUUUUCUGGCUUCUGAAAGAUGGUUUGAAAGAUUCUCAAUUCAGCAUUCGUUACCAGUACCUGCUAGCAGCUUUGUUAUGUUGUUGUGGAAAGGGUCUGCGAGAGGAGUUUGACCGUCAAUGCUGGCUUGUUAACACUUUGGCUAAGCUGGCUCAACAAGUCCGUGAGGCUGCUCCAUCAUCGCGACAGGCCAUCCUUCGUGAGGGACUAGAGGAUGUCAGACAGUUCUUCAAUGUCAAUGGCUCCUGUCGACUGCCGCUUAGCCCCAGCCUGCUGGUGAAAGGAAUUGUGCCCAGAGAUUGUUCUUAUUUCAAUUCAAAUGCUGUCCCUCUGAAGCUCUCUUUCCAGAAUGUAGACCCCCUUGGGGAAAAUAUCCGUGUUAUUUUUAAGUGUGGAGAUGAUCUUCGCCAAGACAUGCUAACUUUGCAAAUGAUUCGCAUAAUGAACAAGAUCUGGGUGCAAGAAGGUUUGGACAUGCGAAUGGUCAUAUUCCGUUGUUUUUCUACCGGCCGUGGUCGGGGUAUGGUGGAAAUGAUCCCCAAUGCAGAAACUUUGCGAAAAAUUCAAGUGCAGCAUGGUGUGACAGGUUCCUUCAAGGAUCGUCCCCUUGCAGACUGGUUACAGAAGCACAACCCAAAGGAGGAUGAAUAUGAAAAGGCAGUGGAGAAUUUCAUUUACUCCUGUGCUGGGUGCUGUGUAGCCACUUAUGUUUUGGGAAUUUGUGACCGGCACAAUGACAACAUCAUGCUCAAAACAACUGGACAUAUGUUCCACAUUGACUUUGGAAGGUUUCUGGGUCAUGCCCAGAUGUUUGGCAACAUCAAAAGGGACCGGGCUCCAUUUGUCUUCACAUCAGACAUGGCUUAUGUUAUCAAUGGUGGUGAUAAACCCUCCAGUCGCUUUCAUGAUUUUGUGGAUCUCUGCUGCCAAGCUUACAACCUGAUCCGGAAGCAUACUCAUCUCUUCCUCAAUCUUUUGGGACUGAUGCUGUCCUGUGGUAUUCCUGAACUCUCUGACCUUGAGGACUUAAAAUACGUCUAUGAUGCACUUAGACCACAAGACUCUGAGGCAGAUGCUACCACUUAUUUUACCAGAUUGAUAGAGUCCAGCUUGGGCAGUGUAGCCACGAAACUCAACUUCUUCAUUCACAACCUGGCCCAGAUGAAGUUCACAACAACAGACUCCCGGCCAACACUGUCAUUUGCCCCCCGUGUACACACAAUCAAGACGUCUAGCCGUAUCGUUGACAUUUUUCUCUGCCGACAUGAAAAGAUCUUCAAUCCCAGCAAAGGAUAUAUUUACAUUCUGAAAGUGAAACGAGAGCACCCUUCUGAGGUCACAUUCAUUCAGCGCACAUUUGAAGAGUUCCAGGAGCUGCACAACAAGCUACGCCUCAUCUUCCCCUCUUCACACCUCCCAAGCUUCCCUAGCAGGUUUAUAAUUGGACGAUCGCGAGGAGAGGCAGCGGCUGAGAGGAGGAAAGAGGAAUUGAAUGGCUACAUCUGGCAUCUAAUUCAUGCAGCUCCAGAGGUUGCUGAGUGUGACCUGGUAUACACAUUUUUCCACCCUCUUCCAAGGGACGAAAUUGCUGCAGGCACCAAUCCAGCACCAAAGCCUGCAAAUGCUGUAUGGUCCCAACCAAUUGGAAAAGUUGGUGGAGAGGUGAAGUUAUCAAUCUCUUAUAAGAACAACAAGCUCUUUAUAAUGGUGAUGCAUAUCCGUGGCCUCCAACCUAUUCAGGAUGGCAGUGAUCCUGAUCCUUAUGUUAAGAUUUAUCUUCUGCCCGAUCCUCAGAAAACCACCAAGAGGAAAACCAAAGUUGCUCGAAAAACUUGCAAUCCAACUUAUAAUGAAAUGCUUGUCUAUGAUGGAAUUCCUAAAGGGGAUCUACACCAGCGGGAGCUGCAUCUGAGUGUCCUGAGUGAAGAGGGCUUUUGGGAGAACAUCCUCCUAGGCGAGGUUAUAAUCAGACUACGGGAUUUAGAUCUAACACAGGAGAAGAUGGGUUGGUUUGAACUGGGCUCUAGGAGUCAUGGGAUCAUGUGAGAAGCAGGAAGGCAGCCUUAGCGUCUUUGGAACUACUUUGGCCCAUGGAAGUCCCUGGGAACUAGUGCAUGUUCCAGGAGUUGUAUCCUGGUAUAGAACUCAAAGGAUUUAAUUUUCUGCGAAUAAGAAGAUGGACAUUUUGUUUCUGUGCAAAUGAAGAGUUAAUUUCCUGUGGAGAGUGAACAUGUUGGAGUUAAUGAUAGGGAAUCCUAUGACUUGAAAUGGCUGCUGUAAACUUUUAUCUUUGAAUACUUUACCUUGUGUCAAGGGAGCAAUGACUUAACUGAGGGGGAGGGUUUAAAUAUUAAAGACUUCCC